ACCCAAAACUGGCAAAUUUCAUUAAAGUUGGGAUUAUUAUGCGUCACAGUGAAAAGUGGGAUUAUUUUUGAAAGACCAGGUAAAGUUGGGAUUAUUUUGGGUAAUUUUUCCUUAAAUAAAAACAAAAAGUUUUGGACCUUGAGGCUUGAGCUGCUGAGCCAUGGCCUCCAUUACUCCCACACCUCUCAUUUUUCAGAAUCUCGUACGAGUCUCCUCCGCCGCCGCUUUCCCGACGAGGAAUCCUCGCCGCCAGCAUCUCAGUUAUCUCCGGCGAACGCCUCAUGCAUCUGCAAUUUCUGCGGCGUCUCCGGCGGUUUCCAAGCCCGACGUCCUCGUCCAUUCCCUUCUCUCUAAAGUUUUGGAGUCGGAUAGAGGAGUUCUGCUGGCCAGAGAAGAUCACAUAAAGGUGGCGGAGAUGGUUCGUGAAUUGGAGCGCUUCUGCGUGGAGAAACCUGUUAACUGCCCUCUCAUAUUUGGAGAAUGGGAUGUAGUCUACUGUUCAAAUCCCACAUCACCAGGAGGUCUCUAUAGGAGCGCACUUGGCCGCCUUUUCUUCAAAACGAAAGAAAUGAUUCAGGUUCUUGAAGCCCCCAACAUUGUGAGAAACAGGGUCUGUUUCUCUAUUUUGGGAUUCAUUGAUGGAGAAGUUUCUUUGACAGGAAAAUUGAACGUCCUCGACGAAAAGUGGAUUGAAGUCAUCUUCAAGUCCCCAGAGAUUAAGAUAGGGGGGCUAGAAUUGGCAUAUGGUGGUGAGAGUGAAGUUAAAUUGGAGAUCUUAUACGUCGACGAGAAGAUGAGGCUGGGGAAGGGCUCCAGAGGUUCGUUAUUUGUUUUCCGGCGGAGAGAUAUUGUUUAAAUGUUCAUAUUCUGUAGUUACCUAGUGCAUGUACAUUAUGUUUGUUUGGGUACAUUAUCAAUUUUGAUAUUGCCAGAAGUCGAAUUCUUUUAUUUGUUAGGAGUGUUGUAAAACUAUUGAGAAAUCAAUUCAAUCAAAAACUUAAACUUGU
Molecule: messenger RNA, 1007 nt
Organism: Cuscuta campestris
Lineage: Eukaryota; Viridiplantae; Streptophyta; Magnoliopsida; Solanales; Convolvulaceae
Source: the annotation of a GenBank genome assembly